AUGUGGAACUCCAUUUUAAUAGGAGCAGCUUCUUUGCUGCAUUUUUAAAAAAUGGUCUUGGAAGCUUCUUACUUCCGAGAAGUGGAUCUUUGUUGCGGACAAAGGAUUAUUUAUGCUAAAGGAAAAUGUAUUCCCCACUGAAUUAGCUCGUGGGAAGCAUAACAAGCUCAUUAGGAAUGCUCACUUGUACUUUGGCCUUUUGCUGUGGUGGAGAGAAGGGAAAAUGACAUCAAAAAGGACAUUCUGUUGUCUUUUGCCUUCCUGCAAAGAAAAUGUAUUAUAAUGUUAGGCUUUUCAGUAUGGUUUAGCUCAGGUUCAACUCUGGUACUAGAAGAAUGUUCCUGAAAGGAAAGUGAAAAGAAAUUUCAUUUCAACAUAGGUGACUAUGCAGCCUGCAAUUCAAGUAUGGUUUGGAGAAGAUCUGCCUCUAAGUCCUCGGAGUCCUCUGACCCCCAGACAUGGACCAGGAUUGGCUAAUGUUUGUCAGUAUGAUGAGUGGAUAGCUGUGAGGCAUGAAGCCACUCUGUUGCCCAUGCAAGAAGAUCUAUCAAUCUGGUUAUCUGGUUUAUUAGGUAUUAAAGUUAAGGCAGAAAAAUUAUUGGAAGAACUUGAUAAUGGAGUACUACUAUGUCAACUGAUUGAUGUUCUUCAAAACAUGGUGAAAACAUGCAACUCUGAAGAAUCAGGGAAUUUUCCAGCGAGAAAAGUGCCCUGUAAGAAAGAUGCUGCAUCAGGUUCAUUCUUUGCUCGGGACAAUACCGCAAACUUCCUUCACUGGUGUAGGGACAUUGGGGUUGAUGAAACUUACCUCUUUGAAUCUGAAGGUUUAGUUUUGCACAAAGAUCCAAGACAGGUGUAUCUUUGCCUUCUUGAAAUUGGUCGAAUUGUGUCAAGAUAUGGGGUUGAGCCACCAGUGUUAGUAAAACUUGAGAAAGAAAUUGAGUUAGAAGAGACCUUGCUUAAUACUUCUGGGCCUGAAGAUUCCAUCACCAUUCCAAAAUCGUGCUGUCAGCAUGAAGAGCUACAUGAAGCUGUAAUAUUACAGCUUUACUUUUUAUUUUCCUUUUGGGGGCAGAUGCUUCAUGGAAAACAUGUCAUGGUUCGCGUUGGUGGAGGCUGGGAUACUCUUCAAGGAUUUUUGCUUAAAUAUGACCCCUGUCGAAUAUUACAGUUUGCCACACUGGAACAAAAAAUUUUAGCAUUUCAAAAAGGAGUUUCUAAUGAAAGUGUACCUGAUUCGCCCGCCAGAACACCUCAGCCUCCUGAAAUGAAUCCUUUGUCAGCAGUUAACAUGUUUCAGAAACAAAAUUCAAAACCCAGCAUGCCAGUUCGUAUUCCAAAAAGCAAGGAAAAACAGGGACGUCCACCAGGUGCAUUGGUGCCACCAUCUUCACUGAAAGGAGCUAAUCUGGGCCCUAUGUCAGUCCGUUCUAAAUCGCCACAUUCUCCCGCAGCAUCGUCUCAUCCCAAGCUCAAGUCUUCAAGAGGCAUAACAAAGAAACCGCAGCCUUCUUCAAAUAAUGCAUCAUCUUCACUUGCUUCAUUAAAUCCAGUAGGUAAAAACACUUCUUCACCAGCUUUACCAAGAACUGCACCUUGUAUAUCUGAGUCACCAAGAAAAUGUAUUGCAUCCCCCAGUACCCCUAAGGCCAAGGUUAUUCCAGCCCAGAAUUCAACAGAUGUGCCUGAGUCCACACUUUUGCCAAAUAAGUGUUCUGGAAAAACUCAACCUAAGUAUUUGAAACAUAAUCAUAUUUCUUCCAGAGAUAGUGCAGUAUUUCACUUAGCUGCACAUUCAAAUUCAUCCUCAAAGUGUCCCAAGCUACCUAAAGCAAAUACACCUGUAAGACCUAAACCUUCUUUCCAGUCCUCUGCAAAAAUGACAAAAUCCAGUUCCAAAAACAUAGCCACGGGUCUAGGAACACAGUCUCAACCAUCCGAUGGUGCCCCACAAGCAAGGCCAGUCCCAGCACAGAAACUUAAAUCGGCCUUGAAUUUAAAUCAGCCAGUUUCUGUGUCCUCAGUUUCUCCUGGAAAAGCUACACAGAAAUCAAAAGAUAAGAAUAUAGUUUCAGUUACCAAAAAGCAGCCUCAGAGUAAAAGUACUUUUCAGAAGACAGAACCCAGCUCCUCGAAGUCUCCUGGCCGGACCCCAUUGUCCAUCGUGAGCCUUCCCCAGUCUUCUACCAAAACACAAACUGCGCCGAAGGCAGCACAGACUGUCGCUAAGGGCCAGCAUUCAACUAAAGGGCCUCCCAAAAGUGGCAAAACCCCAGCUUCAACCAGGAAACCACCCUUAUCUGUUAAGGAUGCAGAUAGUGGAGAUAAAAAACCUACUGCAAAGAAAAAGGAAGAUGAUGACCAUUAUUUCGUCAUGACCGGAAGUAAGAAACCUAGAAAAUAAAUACAUAGUCAUUAUAAAAAAAGAGAAAAAGAAGAGUGAAUGUGUUAGCUUCACAUCUUAAAAGUUUCUCCUGUUUGUGUCUGUCUAAAUAGGUGCAGACACUAAGGAUAGUGAGGAUGGAGGUUGGGAUGAGGAAAGGGUUCAUCAGAAUUCACAUAUCUGAAUUCAGAAGGAGCCCUUCUGAAGCAAACAGUUGUAAAAUCACUGCAAGGUUUUUAUUAAUAAGAGACAUGUAUAUGAUUUUCAGUCUAUAGCAUCUUUGUUAACAUCUGCCUGUUGCAGGAAAUGUAAAAGUUACUUAACACUACAAGAAUUUUAACAAUAGUUGCUCUAUUUUUGAAUAUGUAUUAAAUAUGGAGUUCAUAUACCUGCUAAUACCAACGAUGGUGCUCUUACUAUUAGGUCAUUGCAUUUUGG
Messenger RNA from Mandrillus leucophaeus (drill), 2821 nucleotides. It is a transcript of the gene GAS2L3, whose product is annotated as growth arrest-specific 2 like 3. Gene Ontology annotation, molecular function: microtubule binding; cytoskeletal adaptor activity; actin filament binding. Gene Ontology annotation, biological process: actin crosslink formation. The transcript has 8 exons. The coding region runs from base 386 to 2404 and encodes 672 amino acids. NCBI's taxonomy places the organism in Eukaryota, Metazoa, Chordata, Mammalia, Primates, Cercopithecidae. Gene Ontology annotation, cellular component: actin filament. The record is from RefSeq and is a predicted model, not a curated record.